This is a messenger RNA of Exophiala oligosperma, 2865 nucleotides long. RefSeq lists its product as uncharacterized. Gene Ontology annotation, molecular function: RNA polymerase II cis-regulatory region sequence-specific DNA binding; DNA-binding transcription factor activity, RNA polymerase II-specific. Bases 686 to 2194 code for a protein of 502 amino acids. The transcript has 5 exons. Gene Ontology annotation, biological process: regulation of transcription by RNA polymerase II. The record is from RefSeq and is a predicted model, not a curated record. NCBI's taxonomy places the organism in Eukaryota, Fungi, Ascomycota, Eurotiomycetes, Chaetothyriales, Herpotrichiellaceae.
UGACACUCUGGUACUUUGCCCAUUUUCCCUUCUCUAGUACCCUUUUUUUUCCACUUUUCACCUUCUCUGCGCGUCGAGGACACGGCCUACAACAUCCUCGUUUUCAUCUCUCAAAGGUAUAUUCACUCUCCAGGCCUGCACGUUCCCCCUCGGGCCAUCCAUCAAGUGUAACGCCUGCAAUAAGAUUUUGUUCUUCACCUACUUUGACCCCCCUCCUCUGUCUUGGGGACGCUAACAGGCCUCGCAGUGUCUGGGCUUUGUUCUGUUCUCCCUCCAGCACACGCACUGUACUCGUACUCGUAGUGCGUUUUGGCGGCUGUAUCACACAUCAACGUCAUCCCCAUUUCUCGUCUCUAGUGGUCUUUCUCCCGAGAGAUUGGGUUCCCUCGUCAAUCGCCAGUGUUCGGUCGCUGGUCAGACAUCGUGACUAUAUACCAGGAUUGGGUUUCGACGCAAAAUCGACUGUAGGGUGGUGAGAUCUGUCUCGCAAGUUCCCCCGUCGCCCACAUCGCUAGGGGCUGUUAGGGCAAAAGCCAACCCUGCUACCUCGCAAUCCCUUCCAAGCCCUCUUGCCCUACCAGAGUAUAUGAGGCGCCUGCGCCUUCCCAGCUCUCAUCGACGUCACUUUUGCAACGGCUGACGUUGUUUCCUCCAUCUACGUAUUGCUUCAUCACCACCCGACAAUAUGGCGAGCGCCGCAGUCGCAACUCAACCAUCACAACAACACAUUGGGGCUGGCCCUACCUCUCGCACCUCGUCGCCUAUGGACAAUAAAAAAACCAACAAUGUGAAGCAAGCCUCAUCAACCAAGACUUCGCCUGUCCAAUCUAAAUCAUCAUUACCAGAAGAAUCGCAACCCACAUCGCAGGCCGACGACUCCAAGCCAAUCGUUCAAGCAACAGAACCCCUUGCACCUCCACCGCGACCUGCUCCUGCAAAUCCUACAGAAACCCCAGAUUACUUCUCAGCGGUCCACGCCAACGGAGGACUACAAGAAUUCAAUCCCUUUGAACAAUCUUUUGGGGCUCCAUCAACAGAGACGCCUGGAAAAACUCUUCUGCCGCCGGUCGCCGCACUCACGUCUCCUGCCAUCCCCGGCACGAGUUCCACUGGGGGAUACAAUUGGCAAAGUUCACUUCGAUCUGGGCCAUUGAGCCCCGCAAUGUUGACUGGUCCUCAACAAGGCGACUACUUCGACAUACCCGGCCGUGGUUUCCCAACACCUAACGAGUCCUCACUCCGGACUGGUCUUACUCCUGGCGGUGGCGGGUCUAUGUUCCCGGCCCCCAGCCCAAACUCACAAGCACUUUUCAACUCUUUGCAGAGUGGAGGCGCCACACCUGGAACACUUGACUUCCAUCGCACUGCUAUGAACGCGGCUGCUCGCAAUAAGAACAACCAAUUCGCAAACACUUCGAAUCCACAAGAAGCCCUUCCCAAGACCAACAUGGAUAAUCAACACGACGCGACAGAUGCCGCCAACGGUUUGUUUAUGCUAGCCAAGGGUGGCCAGCCCAACAACCAAUUUGCUGUUCCCAACCCUGCACAAAACCCGGCACGAAAUGGUCAAGACCAAAAGGCGGCCUCUUCAAAUGGCGACAGUCCGGAAAGUCACGAGGAUAGCAAAGCCAAUACCCGUGGUGGUCGCGGGAAGAAGUCCAAAGCAGAGCCCGCUAACAACCGGCGAAAGUCUGAAGCCAGCGCUAAAGGAAGCAAUAAGCGCGCAAAGGGUAACUCGGGAACUGCUAAUGUCGAUCCUGCUCUUGAUCCUCAUGAGGAAGAAGAUAUGGACAGUGACGAAGGAGAUGAUGACAUGAACGCGACCAACAGCAAUGGUAAGAAGAUGACUGAUGAGGAAAAGCGCCGAAACUUCCUCGAACGCAAUCGUAUUGCUGCCUUGAAGUGUCGACAGAGAAAGAAACAGUGGCUGGCGAACCUCCAGGCCAAAGUUGAAAUGUACUCUGCGGAGAACGAUAGCCUCAACACUCAAGUCGCUCAGCUCCAUGAGGAAAUUCGCAAUCUUCGGACUCUAUUGAUGGGUCACAAGGAUUGCCCGGUUGGACAUGCCCAAGGCAUUGGACAAUUCCUGAAUGGCAUGCAAGAUCCGAAUGGUUUUGCCAACCAACAUGUUAACCCAUACGGAAUGCCGAUGCCGAAUGGACCUCCGAUGCAACCUGGCAUGCAGCGGACGUAGAACGACUCUGACUUCAAACUUGUCUAACCCGUCCAAUAUCCAUAUCAAGAUUAAUCACUGUUAUGACCAUUGCAACGUUGGGCGAAUGAUCCCAGACUUCAAAAGAGCGGCACCAUCUUGAUGGCCCUGCUAUUGUCAUGCAUCUUUGCCUUCGCAAUGGUCUAUACACCCUCGACGUCGACCAUCAUGCAACAGGUUGGCUUCGAGCCAGUGCAAUAACGCGGCACUGUUUCUUUUAUCAUUAUUUUUAUUGUACAUAAAAUUGGGGUCUGUACAGCAGCAAAAGAACGGAGGGGGCACUUUUGAUCAGGACCAGCCAUGACUCUCCCUUGAUGCGUUACACGAGCACAAACAUAUGCGGUAUGUGGUGGAAGGAACGGUAAAAGGGGGGUACUGGUCUGGGGAGUCAUUGCAGUUGAAUUCUGGCGUUUCUCGGCGUGAUUCAUGUAUGAUUUUUCUUUCCAUCAGAGUACACGGCAGGCACAUAUCGAGCUCCAUGAAGGCUUUAUAUAGCUCACUCUUUCCGUAGGGUUUUUGAAACUUCACUGAACGCUUGAGCUAUGUGAUUGUUUUGCGGUCUUUUUCAGAUCUGAUAUGACGCCCUCUUGAUCUGAAUACGUCUUGCAUACUCCGCACACAAUAGAUUAACUAUUGUAUUGUUCUUUCAUCCC